GAUACUACACGGUGGGAGCUUUACCCUGAUGAAGUCACAGCUUCGGACCUCUUAACCCUUCCCUCCCCUAACCCUAACCCUCCAGGUCAUGCCCAAGCUCCCCACUAGCCCCCUAACCCAGAGAAGCCUCAGGCUUUCGGGGGAAAGGGCUUGGGGAUUUUCCGAGUCUACGCGGACCGCUCCGGCUGUGGCUGGGGGUGGGGUGCGGGGCGGAGCCGCUGUGGCCUUUUCCCGGUCCCGCCCCGCCCGGCCGCUAGCCUUGACUUGGCUCGGCCGCGGCAGCUGGAGGCCAGAGUGGAGGCUCGGCCUGGAGCCCGGUGGGCCAUGACGGGCUGCGGGGCCUCGUUGUCGAGCUUCUUCUUCGAGUAUGACACGCCACGCAUCGUGCUCAUCCGCAGCCGCAAAGUGGGGCUCAUGAACAGAGCUGUGCAGCUACUCAUCCUCGCCUACGUCAUCGGAUGGGUGUUUGUGUGGGAAAAAGGCUACCAAGAGGUGGACUCGGUCGUCAGCUCCAUCACCACAAAGAUGAAAGGCGUGGCCUUGACCAACACCUCGGACCUGGGGCUCCGGCUCUGGGAUGUGGCCGACUACGUGGUUCCGGCUCAGGAGAAUGCACUGUUUAUCAUGACCAACAUGAUUGCUACCUUGAAUCAGAGACAGGGCACGUGUGCCGAGCUUCCAGAUGCCAAAACUGUGUGUAAAUCAGACGAUGACUGUGAUCAUGGCUCCACUGAUGUCCAUAGCAGCGGAAUAUCAACGGGAAGAUGUAUAAACUAUAAUACUCAUGUGAAGACAUGUGAGGUGAUUGCUUGGUGUCCAGUGGAGAACGACACCUAUGUACCCCGACCUGCCUUUCUGAAGGCUGCAGAGAACUUCACCCUCUUGGUUAAGAACCACAUCUGGUAUCCCAAGUUUAAUUUCACCAAGAGGAAUAUCCUUCCCAAUACCAGUGCCACCUACCUCAAGUCAUGCAUCUAUGACGCCAAGACAGACCCGUUCUGCCCCAUAUUCCAAUUGGGCAAAAUAAUGAAAAGCGCAGGACAGAACUUCCAGGAGAUGGCCGUGGAGGGUGGCAUCAUGGGCAUUCAGAUCAACUGGGACUGCAACCUGGACCGCGCUUCCUCCCACUGCCUGCCCAAGUAUUCCUUCCGCCGCCUGGACAACCAGGACUCGGACCACACGGUGUCCCCAGGCUAUAACUUCCGGUUUGCCAAAUACUACAAGGACGCGAACGGCACCGAGACGCGGACUCUCAUCAAGGCCUAUGGCAUCCGCUUCGACAUCAUCGUCUUCGGAAAGGCCGGGAAGUUCGAUAUCAUCCCCACCAUGAUCAACGUGGGCUCCGGACUGGCCCUGCUUGGAGUGGCCACAGUCCUGUGUGACAUUAUCGUGCUGUACUUCAUGAAGAAGAAAUUUUACUACCGAGAGAAAAAGUACAAAUAUGUAGAAGAUUACGAUCAGGGUCUCAAUGAAGCACUCAGAACUGAAUAAUGAGGUCAGCCCUAUGACAUCCAGGGCUGGAAUCAGCCCCAGCCUUACACUGCUGUUGGGGUGCUCACCUUUGCAGGAUGCCAAGGCGGAGGAAAUCAGUCACCCCUUGGAGAAGGCCGGACCUCCUCCAGCAGCCUCGACUCACUGCCUCCUUCUGGAUCUCCAAAAUUGCCUCCCCAAGUGUCCCACGCUGUACAUUUGUUUGCCCAGUAAAUGGAUUGUUACUUGCUCCCAUUUUGCUGCUCAAGGUUGGCAUUCUUUUCUGUUUAACAGAGAAUAGCCUGAAGUCUGCUGGCCCCAUCCCAGCACAGUUAACAUGGAUGCAAGCGAUGGAACACUGGAUAAUCAUUUUCUAGAACCACUUUGACGCUUUCUCUCCUCCAAAGCUUGGCGCUCCCUGAGCCUCUGGAGAAGGCGCCAUUCUCCCAGCUUCUGACAGCAGCCUUUCUUAGUCUUGACACACAGGUUUAAAUCAUUUUGAGGGAAGAGAAAGUCACCUUGGAGUAUGGUGUCCAAGGUUAGAGAGUCCCUUGAGCUAUUCACAGCUCACUUAUUUCCUAUGAGCCAGAGAAAUGUCCACAUUAUUGUGAAUGUUUAUUUAGGAGUAUUUGUCCUUGUGCGGAUUCCUUUGUUUAAAAAAUAAAAUGAAUGUGAUCUA
Monodelphis domestica (gray short-tailed opossum) is the source of this 2149-nucleotide messenger RNA. RefSeq names its product purinergic receptor P2X 4 (gene P2RX4). Lineage: Eukaryota; Metazoa; Chordata; Mammalia; Didelphimorphia; Didelphidae. Gene Ontology annotation, cellular component: plasma membrane. The record is from RefSeq and is a predicted model, not a curated record. Gene Ontology annotation, biological process: response to ATP; calcium ion transmembrane transport. Gene Ontology annotation, molecular function: purinergic nucleotide receptor activity; ATP binding; extracellularly ATP-gated monoatomic cation channel activity.